Zootoca vivipara (common lizard) is the source of this 3570-nucleotide messenger RNA. RefSeq lists its product as uncharacterized. The record is from RefSeq and is a predicted model, not a curated record. NCBI's taxonomy places the organism in Eukaryota, Metazoa, Chordata, Lepidosauria, Squamata, Lacertidae. Gene Ontology annotation, biological process: regulation of DNA-templated transcription.
CAAGGCACUGCGGCGGCGGCGGCGGCUGCAUCUUCUCCCCAUCAGCAACGGGGCUUCGGUGGAGGAAGGACCCGGGUGCUGAAUUUCCCCGCUGCGGCAGAAAGGCGUUGAAAAAGUCUGGAAAGGACAGGCGGAGGCAUCUGGCCCAUACUUCUCCUCAGAGAUCCUAUUGACUUUUGCAGCAAGAUGGAAAGUGAUGCAACUUGGGUGCUGCAGGACAGCGUGACUGACAAGAGAGAAGAAAUCAAAGCACAAUGUCGAAGAAAAAGUGAGGAUUUGCUGAGGGAGACAGAAGCUGAGAGGAAGAAUAUAAUCCGGGAGUGGGAGGAGCUGCGAAGGUUUGUCGAAGACCAAGAAAAACUCGUGUUGAGGAGGCUGCAAAAGCUGGACAAUGACAUUGUUCGGAGGAGAGAUGAGAGUGUUUUGGAAGGUUCUGAGCAAGUAGCAUUUCAUGAAAACAGAGAAAGCAACCAGAAUCCACUUGUGAAGAGCAUCAGAACGGCUGAAGGCAGGAAGAAUGGGGCAUUUCCUGAAUUUGAAAGCGGUUUUCUGGAACUGGAACAGAGGAUAAGACAUUUUUCAGAAAAGAGGAUGGUAUUGCAAGAGGUGCUACUGGCAUUUAAAGAGAUUUUGCAGCUGGAGCUGGGGAACGAUGCAGACCCAUCUUUCUUACCUGGGUGCCAAGGAAGGUCAUCAUUCUACUCCAGGUUUCUACAUCUUCACAGAAGAUGUGGAGGAAAAAUAGAGCUGGUUCAGGAGCCUGUGUCGUUCGAGGAGAUAGCUGUGCAUUUCACUGAGGGUGAAUGGGCUCUCCUGGACCCCCAUCAGAGAGCCUUAUACAGGGAUGUCAUGCAGGAGAACUAUGAGAAUGUGACCUCUUUGGUUCUUUCCCUCACCAAUUCGGAUCGGAACUCCUGGGUGGAGGAAGGGAACGAGUUGAUCUCCCUGGGUCUACACCCUCCGGGCUCUGAGAAAGGGAACAAACAUGAAGUCACCAGAACAGUGCAAGAUGGGCAGGAGAAAAAGGAGGAGGAGAAUCCAGCAGCAGAAAAUACAAAGGGAGAUGAAAAUCCUAAGAAAGGCAAUGUAAGAAAGGCAAGGAAAGACGUAGUGCCAGGAAAUACUAAGGUGGUUGAAAAGUCUAAGGAAUACAUUCUUAGGAGGAAAAAUCAAGUCCCCAGAAAUUCUAAGGAAAUUGGGCAGUCUAAGAGAGAUGUUCUGAGGAAAAACAGAGUUCCUGGAAAUUCUAAGGAAAUUAGACAUUCUAGGGGAAAUAUUCUGAGGAAAAAUCAAGUCCCCAGAAAUUCUAAGGAAACUGGAUGUUCUAGAGGAGUUCUGAGGAAAAAUCAAGUCCCCGGAAGUUCUAAGGAAGCUGGACGUUCUAGAGGAGAAGUUCUGAGGAGAAAUCAAGUUCCCAGAAAUUCUAAGGAAACUGACCAUUCUAGGAGAUUUAUUCAAAGGAAGAAUCUAGUGCUGAGAAAUUCUAAGGAAAUUGAGUGUUCUAGGGGAGAUGUUCUAAGAGAGAAUAUAUUUCCUGGAAAUCCUAAGGAAAUUGGGCAUUCUAGGGGAGAUCAAACUGCGGGAGGCAGUGGAAGACAGGAGCGCCUGGCGUGCUCUGGUCCAUGGGGUCACGAAGAGUCGGACAUGACUAAACAACUAAACAGCAACAGGGGAGACAUUCCAAAGAAAAAUCUAGUGCUGAGAAAUGCUAAGGAAAUUGGGAAUUCUAGGAGAGAUGUUCCGAGGAAAAAUCGAAUCCCUGGAAAUUCUAAGGAAACUGGAUGUUCUAGAGAAGUUCUGAGGAGAAAUCGAGUUCCCAGAAAUUCUAAGGAAAUUGGGCAUUCUAGGAGAGAUAUUCAAAGGAAGACUCUAGUGCUGAGAAAUUCUAAGGAAAUUGGGAAUUCUAGGGGGGGUGUUCUGAGGGAGGAUCUGGUGCCAGAAAAUUCUAAGGAAAUUGAGUGUUCUAGGGGAGAUGUUCUAAGAGAGAAUCUAUUUCCUGGAAAUCCUAAGGAAAUUGGGCAUUCUAGGGGAGGCAUUCCAAAGAAAAAUCUAGUGCUGAGAAAUGCUAAGGAAAUUGGGAAUUCUAGGAGAGAUGUUCUGAGGAAAAACCGAGUUCCUGGAAAUUCUAAGGAAAUGGGACAUUCUAGGAGAGACAUUCUGAGGAAAAAUCGAGUUCCUAGAAAUUCUAAGGAAAUGGGACAUUCUAAGGGAGAUGUUCUGAGGGAGAAUCUGGUGCCAGAAAAUUCUAAAGAAGACACCUCUUUCAGAAUGUGCAAAGAAAAAAUGCUCCAGGGUUAUGCUAGGAAAGAUGCAUCUUGGCAUCAGCGCAGAUCAGAAAGGCAGCAGAAAGCUGCACAAAAGACCAGCCAGGAGAAACCAAUUCCUUCUCAGGAUGACGGUGGGGACAUUGGUCAAACCACUGCCCAGAAGGAGAUCUGCAAGGACCAGAGGCAAAAAGCAUGCCCUAAAUGUGGGAAAGUGUUUAGUCAGAGUAUACUGCUUCUUAAGCAUAAGAGAACCCACACGGGAAUGAAGCCGUAUCAGUGUUUGGACUGUGGAAAAAUCUUCAGCCAGCGUUCCCACCUUAAUAUACAUAGGAGAACUCACCGCAGAGAGAAACCAUAUGAAUGCUUGGACUGUGGGAAAGCUUUCCAUCGGAGCUCCCAUCUUGCUUCACACCGAGGAAUCCACACAGGAAUCAAACCUUACAAAUGUUCAAGUUGUGAGAAGAGGUUUCGUCGGGGGCCUGACCUCAGGAGGCACCAGAAAACCCACACAGGAGAGAAAUUACAUAAAUGUUUGCAUUGUGGGAAAAGCUUUGGUCUGAGCUCUAGCCUUAUUAAACAUGAAAGAAUCCACACAGGAGAAAGGCCAUAUAAAUGUUCAGACUGCCCGAAAGGUUUCAGCCAGAUGUCUCAUCUUAUUGUACACAAGAGGAUCCACACGAAGGACAAACCAUACAAAUGCUCUAUCUGUGGCCAUGGCUUUAGCCAGAAAGCACAUCUCAUUUCACAUCAGAGAAUCCACACGGGAGAGAAACCUUUUAAGUGCUCGGACUGUGGCAAAAGCUUUAAACUGAACUCAGCAUGUAUGAGCCACGAGAGACGACACAGAAACAACUUGGAUGCUCAGACUGCUGGGAAAGUUUCUGUCGAGGCUACUGCUUCACUUGACGCCACAGGAUCGACAAGGAAGUCAAACCGUAGAAACGUUCAGAGAUUGGCCAAAGCUUAAUUGUGCUUAAGGAAAUGUAUUGUGAAAGGGGGAUUAUAUGGGUCCAGAGCAGAUGUGCCAUGGGAGAGUUGUGAUGAAAUAUCCUAGUUUAUUCUUUAUAUUGAAAGAAACAGUGAGUGGUUCCGCUUUUGAUUCCCUGCAUCAAAGGGCAGAUUCACACCAUAGAUUUAAAGCAUGUCCAACACACAUUUAAAGCAGAAGACUUCCCCACCAAGCAUUCUGGGAUUUCCCCCCUCACAGAGCUACAAGCAUCCUUAACAAACUACAGUUCCCAUGAUUCUCUGGAGGAAGCAAUGUGCUUUAAAUGUGUGGUGUGGAUUUCCUCCAAAUUUAAAU